Molecule: messenger RNA, 1633 nt
Organism: Manacus vitellinus (golden-collared manakin)
Lineage: Eukaryota; Metazoa; Chordata; Aves; Passeriformes; Pipridae
Exons: 6
Coding region: 81-749 (222 amino acids)
Cellular component (GO): membrane
Source: RefSeq, a predicted model, not a curated record
AGGAAAAGCUGUUCUUCCUCCCCUGGAAGGCCACAGCGCCGCUCUCCAGCCUCCGUGAUUUAUGUGUGACUCGGAGCAGAAUGGAUCGCUAUCGAUACUUCAUCUUCAACCAGAGGAACAUGGUGGUGCUGGGGAUGUUCCAGAUAGCCCUCAGCACGGUGUGCGUCGUCAGCGGGUUCAUAGAUGGCAUUUUCAGAACAGAGUCUCAGCUGGGCAGAACCAGAGCUCCAAUUUGGGCUGGGAUGGUGAUGGGAGUCCCAGGCGUGCUGGCUUUGUUCUCCUCUCAGAGGAAGAAUCCAAUCCUUGUGAAUGUACUGAUAGGUGCUUCCAUAAUCUCUUGUGUUGCCAUCCUCAUCGUAAUAGGUUAUAGCUCCUUCACACUGAACUAUGGUGAAGAGGAGGAGCUGAGUUCUGCCCCAGUCCAUGUUAUCCAUACUAGGUUCAUACUCAGUAAGGUGGUCAAGGGUGCUAACAUAGCCAUGCUGGCUGCAUCUAUCUGCAGUGCCUUUGUUGUGCUGGCCAUGGCUUACUUGGGGUGCCGGAGCCUUCCACGCUGCUCCUGCUACGACAGCGUGACUGGGAUGGAAUGGUUGCAGCCUACUGAGGACCAAAAUCAGGCUGUGGAAAUGGUUUGUGCUGUACAAAGCUCUGGGGGCAGAAUUUUUAGCUUCCCAGAUCGGUUUCCAGCCCAGGAUGUGGAAGCAGAGGAAGACACAUCCAAACCUCCACCAUACACCAGACUGACUUGAGAAAGUGGUUGAACAUUUUGUUCAAACAUGGCAAGAGAGAUGUAACAAGGUCUUAAUCUUUAAAGAUGGUUAUGCACUUUUCCUUGGCCUCUUGAAAAACACACACAGGAAGAGAGAAGUAUUGAAUGCCAAACAUUCAGCAGAGACCACAGUGCAGAGGAGAAGAUCUGCAGGUGGUUUUGGACAUUCAGACUUUGUAUGGUUAAAAUACCUCAUUGCCUCUGGAAAGCGUGAGCAUUUUUUUCCUCUGGCUUUUGUACUGAAAUCAUGUUUUAUUUCACUAGAACUCAUCAUGCAAUUUGUGUAGCACUGCUAGCCUUAGGUAUUUAAAUAUUAAAUACAACUGAAUGUUUUUCAAGUGCUGUCUCAAUUUCUCCCUCUUACUGAGUGAAUUAUUUGGAUGAUACAAUACCUGGAGAAGAAUAAUGAAGGACCCACUUCAACCCUGAGCUUCAGAGCAUUUUCCUUUUCUUCUUAGUAGUAGUAGGGGCAGGUAAAGUUUUUGAUAUGAAGCCUUGACAAUGCCAUUCAGGUAACUCUGUCAGAAUGUGGAUUCUGAGAGGUGUACAUGUGUCACUACAAUUAGUUUAAUGCUGAAGUGUAAUGCUAGAGUGUGGUAGGAACUGGAGCUGCAGUAGCUCCUCUUACAGAGUCACAAAUACUCUGAAUUCAGUUCAGGUUUUUCUGUUUCGACUUUGGAGACUGAAAGUUUAAAAUAAAUGCUUAUUUUGAAAAAUUAGUUUUCAAACCCAAAGGUAUUUAGCUUCAAUCUACCUAUAAAUGACUAGGAAUGAGUGCCUGCUUUUAGAGGUUCUCUAAUUACAUACUUUUUCUUUUCAGUUAAGGUAAUAUGAGAUUAAAUUAAUAUUUAGAAUCUUAUGACU